Messenger RNA from Myripristis murdjan (pinecone soldierfish), 4189 nucleotides. It is a transcript of the gene ntng1a, whose product is annotated as netrin g1a. The coding region runs from base 1310 to 2896 and encodes 528 amino acids. The record is from RefSeq and is a predicted model, not a curated record. Gene Ontology annotation, biological process: axonogenesis; tissue development; animal organ morphogenesis. Lineage: Eukaryota; Metazoa; Chordata; Actinopteri; Holocentriformes; Holocentridae. The transcript is spliced from 9 exons.
GUGCGUCUCGGCUAGUAGAGCCUCGGAGCGCAUUAUCUUCCCCGUCAUCUCCGUCUGGGCGGUCGGUGCUGCUGCUCCGCGUGCCGGGGAAGCGGGCAGGAGGAGAUGCGUUUGAUGCGCGAACCGCAGAGGAUAUUGCGGCAGCCGAGCCUAAUUGGUGUGAUUCAUGUCCCCUUUGAGUGGCUGAAACCUAUUCAUAGCCCGAGAGGAAAGGGAGAGGGGGGUAAGAGGAGGAGAGAAAAAGAGGGACGGCGGUUUGCGCAAGGAUCCCACGCAGGAGUGCAACAUUUGGGAUAUCAGGGAUUAUAAACCACCAGGAGAGAAAACAAAAAAAAAAUGAAAGAGAGGGAACGCGCGCCGGGGUAAAGUUUCUUUGGCAGAGGUGAGGUUUUUUUUUUUCCUUCUCUGUGGACAUUACACUGCCUCAGACUGACGCCGUGAUGGAAUGACACUUGGAAGCAGCAUGAUGGACACUUUGGCACCGGGGCUCCUGCUCAGAAAUCCUCCCGUUUCCAGCCAUGGUGCUGACCGAGCCCUCAGGACGGUAUCAGUUCAUUUGUUUUGAAGUGGCAGGAAAAUCCUCCUCUGAUCGUUUUCUGACCCCCACACAACCACCCCAGCCCACCCCCCCCCCCGCGAGUCGCCAAACAAGAGAAAGCGAGAGAUGGUGCGCACAGCGAUUCUUCACAGAUUGACGUGCGUACUCAUCACAUUCCCGUUAAGGAGCGCGUCUUAAAGAGCUUCAUUCUUCAUUCAUGGCCAUUCCGCCUCUGUGAACUUGUUGAGCGGUGUUAAAGAGCUGGGGGGACUGUGUGCAGAAGGGGAUUCAAGAAAUCACCAGAUCACCACACAGGACAAGGACCAUGAUUGACAGCCAGCCGAGCUGAGGAGACCUGUCACUCAUCUUCCUAUCAGCGUGUCAGAGGGCUAUCUCCUUCUCGCCUCCCCCCUCUUCCUCCUCCUCCUCCUUCUCCUCCAUCCUCCUCCCUCCCUCCAUCCUCUCCUCUUAUCUUCUCAACGGGCUGCUGGCGACCUUGCCACCCCCUGAAGUUAUCCCCCACUCCAAGAAAAAGGCCACCUGGAAGAGAUAGACAGAGUAAAGACAAACAAGAAGUCACUGUUUGCCCGACCCUUGCUCCCCCCCUCUGAAUUGCUAAAGGGAGUCUGGGCAUGCUGCCUCCUCUCCCUCAGCAAAGCUGGAAACCAGUUGAGUGAGCGGUUCUGAGCCGAGGCAGAAGAGGGAUCCCUUGUUCGUGCACCUUCAUAAGGAGAUCCAGGUCCCUGAGAAGGAGCUGAGAGGGGACCAGUCAUGCGUUUCCAUUUGGCGUUGACCCUGCAGGCCCUGUGGACCGGCGUUUGCCAGGCGGCCAUGCAGCACUACCCCGCAGCCUGGGGCCACUACGACGUCUGCAAGUCCCAGGUUUACACAGAUGAAGGCCUGACCUGGGACUACAUGGCCUGCCAGCCUGAGGCAGCGGAUAUGACCCAGUACCUGAAGGUGACUCUAGAUCCCCCCAACAUCACCUGUGGGGACCCUCCAGAGACCUACUGCGCCCUGGAGAACCCAUACAUGUGCAACAAUGAAUGUGACGCAAGCACCGAGGAGCUUGCCCAUCCCCCAGAGCUCAUGUUUGACAUUGAGGGCCGCAACCCCACAACCUUCUGGCAGUCCACGUCCUGGAAAAAGUACCCCAAGGCUCUACUGGUCAACAUCACUUUGUCCUGGAACAAGACCAUCGAGCUGACCGACGACAUCAUUCUCACCUUCGAGUCAGGUCGGCCUGAACAGAUGGUGCUAGAAAAGUCACUGGACUACGGACGAACCUGGCAGCCCUAUCAGUUCUAUGCCACUGACUGCCUGGACGCCUUCACCAUGGAGCCCAAGACGGUGCAGGACCUGACCCAGCACACCCUGCUGGACAUCAUCUGCACUGAGGAGUACUCGCGGGGCUACGUGUGGAAGUACGACAAAACGGUGCGCUUUGAGAUCAAGGACCGCUUUGCGCUGUUUGCUGGGCCGCGGCUGCAUAACAUGGCAUCGCUUUAUGGCCAGCUGGACACCACCAAGAACCUGAGGGACUUCUUUACCAUCACAGACCUGAGGGUGCGCCUGCUACGGCCCGCCACUGGAGCCACUAUGGUGGACGAGAACAACCUGUCCAGAUACUUCUACGCCAUCUCCGACAUCAAAGUCCAGGGCAGGUGCAAGUGCAACCUUCACGCCAACAGCUGUGUAUUUGACAAAGAGAAGCUGAGUUGCGAGUGCGAACACAACACUACCGGGCCUGACUGUGGCCGCUGUAAGAGAAAUUACCAGGGGCGAGCGUGGAGCGCCGGCUCCUAUCUGCCAAUUCCCAAGGGCACAGCUAAUAUCUGUAUUCCUAAUAACAUUGGUCCAGUUAUUCGGCCGAAUGUCUCGUCCCUAGGUGUCGCUAACCGAAAAGAAGCUCCUCAAGUUGCAUUGUCCACUGCCCCCUCCAUCCACGUUGCAAACAGCAAGCGAGACUGUAAUUGUAAUCCCUUUGGCUCAGUCAGUGAUCGCUGUAAUGGCACAGGAUUUUGUAAAUGUAAGGAGGGCACUACAGGGCCUAAGUGUCGGGAGUGUCUACCCGGCUAUUUGUGGGACAAUGGCUGCAAAUCCCGGGUGUGCGACAACGAACUCCUGCGCUGUCAAAACGGUGGGGUGUGUCUCAACAACCUCCGCUGCGAGUGUCCCAGAGCCUACACCGGCCUGUUGUGUGAGAAGCCCCGCUGCGAGUCGGAGCUGGGGGGCUGCGGGGGCGCCGAUUCAGGCCAGGCCCCCCUGUCGCCUCCGUCCUCCCCCAGGCUGCUGCUGCUGCUGCUGCUGGGCUCUGCAUUGCUGAGACAGGCCUCCUACUGGCCCACCAUGCUCUAAGAGACCCAUGCCUACUGUAGACACGUUGGUCUGGCGGGAGUGAUUCAACCCCCCGGACCGCCACUACCAAACCCUAACCCCAACCCCCCCCUUUCCUCCACAUCGCCCCAAAUAAUCAACAACCAUCGAACAAGAGCAACCAUGAGCUUUCUGGACCGUACUGUAAGAGCUUGUCCACCCCCCGCCAGACUCAAUGGACACUCACGAUAAAGGGAAUGUGCAAAACUUUUCAUUUAAAUUUCAAAGAGUAUAUAGAGAUUAAAAUUUACAAAAAAAGAGAUAUAAUUCAGAAAAAAAUGCCAGAUAUUUAAAAUAAAUUUAAAAAAAGAUUUAAAUUGAGCAUUUGCUUCAUAUGAAUCAAAGAGCAGAGAACAGUGACCCGCCCUCCCACCCCUCCCUCAAAGCCAUACCAGGUACAUGAGCUCCUUCCGGUUUGAGAAGGGACAACUGGAGGUGACGGACUCUCUUAUUGCCACGGCAACAGCAGCUGCUACCGAUCAGCUCCUUUCCGCAAACUGACAGCUGCAGCCGAUCCUCCUGGGAUGCUUACAUGAGAGUGACGUUGGCUGGCUGAUGCUGAAGAAAUCUCAUGGAAACUGUACCCGCUGAAUGGCAAGACUGGCCUCUAGAACAUACCGUAUACAUGCAUAAAGUGACAUACAAAAAAAAAAAAAAAAAAGAAAAGAGGAUAUAGCAUACAGGAAGCAUUCUUUGCUGUCAGUGCAUUGUGGAUAGAAGGAAAUUCGCCCGGACUGCCACGUUGUGACACGAAAAUCUCGCCCAUGUCGACUUCUCGCUAGCUUUCUGUCUCCCGUUCCAGCGCUACCCCUCCGACCUCCACUCAUCCCCUCCGAUCUCGUCCCUCCCUCCUCCACGGCUUCACUCUCCCAUCCCAGGUCUCCUCACCAUGCUGCCACCGACCUGUGCUUUCGUGAACGUUACUCUGUAACCCUUGUCGGUUGAAAGAUUUUUUGUCCGAUGUUAGUGACGCACAUGUGUACGAAGUCCCCGCCCCCGCCCCUCCUCCCGCCCCUCAUCUCUCCUCCAAAAAAAAAAAAAACAGAAAAAGAAAAAAAGAUACUCCAAUAAGCUGUCUGAUUAUUUUCUAUCUUAGAGCCACGGCGCUCCCUACGAUCAUGGUCAAAGAGGAUAGUUUUCACCAGAGCAGAUGAGAAGUGCAUAGAAAAUCAUCGAUGUAUUUGCAAGUUCUUUUCUCAACUGCGCAAACAAACAUAAAAAAAAAACAAGUCAUGUAGUCCUUUUGUAUCCUUGCCGAACUGUGAUUGAAAAAAG